Messenger RNA from Amblyraja radiata (thorny skate), 5727 nucleotides. RefSeq names its product calcium-binding mitochondrial carrier protein SCaMC-2-like. Gene Ontology annotation, biological process: transmembrane transport. The record is from RefSeq and is a predicted model, not a curated record. The transcript has 16 exons. Bases 1973 to 3343 code for a protein of 456 amino acids. Lineage: Eukaryota; Metazoa; Chordata; Chondrichthyes; Rajiformes; Rajidae.
GUGAACUUGAUGGGCCAAAUGGCCUAAUUCUACUCCUAUAACUUGUGAACGUAUGACACUGAUAUAGGAAUGGUGAACAUUGGAGCCUAGCAAGCCACACUAAAUAAUAAGUUUAGUAUGGAUUAAAUGAUGUUUGAUUUUUUUCCACCCCCUCUCUGAACAGUGAUAUUUUGGUUGAAUCCUUUGUGAUGUCACUAUUGCAUCAGUUGGUAAGAUAUUUAGCAUUCUAGCAAUUAUAAAUAAAUAUCAUGGCAUCAAGCACGUUAUUGACUACAUUGUUAAGAAAGGAAUCCAGAUUUUCUGGUAUGGUAAAUCAAUCAUGGAAUAUUUGAUAAGAUUUGGGCUUUAAUAACUAUGGAUUAUAUCAAAAAAUGCAUAUCCGAGCAGCUGAUUAGCUAUUUAAUCCUUUCAUUCAAGUGCACAUCAACAUAUUGAAGUGCAUGGGUUUUAAGUGGUACUGCCCAAUCCGGCAGCUGUAAUCCUGGAGGUUUCAUCACCUCGGCUGUUUCAUCUUAUUCUCUUGCUCAAUAUGUCCAUACUAACCCGAUCACAUUGAAUGCCGGUGCUGGCUCGAAGGGCCAAAUGGCCUACUCCUGCACCUAUUGUCUAUUGUCUACCCCCCUCUGCCUUUCCAAGCUAUUUGGAACACGGAUAGACUCCGCUACCCAAUUUGCUCUUGGUCAAACAACGCUUGGUAUUUUAAAAUCUUUUUAAAGUUGGUACGAUCUUCAGCUUCUCUUUACAAUGACCCCGUGGAUUAAUUUUCAUUUCAUGGUGACUCCUGAGCAACGUGCGCUAUUGUCCUCCAGAGAUGCUGUCUGACCCACUGAGUUGUCCUCCAGAGAUGCUGUCUGAUCCGCUGAGUUACUCUAGCCUUUUGUGUCUUAUCUGCUGCAUUGGCAGCCUAGUUAUAAUGUCAAAUGUUAAAACCGCACUGUCCAUUAUUCUUGCGUUACUGCUUCCCACCUUCAGUUGAGCAAUGAAUGAUACUUCAUUGUCACAUGUACCUAGGUACAGUGAAAUGCUUUGUUUUGCAUACAAUCUAGGCAAGUACACAAGUGCCAUCAUGUUUUGGCGCUGACAAAUUUGUGAGAGUUUUGUAUAACAUUUUCUGGACUUUAAAUCCACAAUUUAAAAUACCAAUCUUCCUAUUAAUUCUGGUGAUUGUCAUUGAAGUUAUGCAGGUAAUGAUACAAUCCUUUACUCCACUAUGUAUUUUACUGGAGAAAUUACCCUUGAGGGAGCAUUGCUGUUGCUUCUGUUUCCUCAGUCUGACCUUGAUGUAUUAUAGACUAGUUUCCAUAAGUAAUCCAUCCCAACUCAUCUCCACCUCAUUGGACAAUACUGUGCAAUUAAUCUGUGUAAAAAAAAUUCCAUUAGGUUUUCCCCAUUGACUUCUAAAAAGGAGUCGUCAUUCUUUUCCGUCUGCUUGUGUCCUUUUUUCUUUAGACCUGCCUAAAUUGUAAAUGUGUAAGAGUUGCAUUGCCUUCUGAUUUUGAAGUAAAGACUGAAGGAGUUUUUUGGUGUUGGAGUUGAUGCGUCUUUGCAUUGCUAUAGUUUCUCAAGGAAACUAUACUUUGAGUGGUUCGUGAAAAAGCAACCGAAAAUUCAGUUUAUGGAAUAUCAGUUUUCUGCUCUAAUUUUCAACUAAAAAAAAGACACAAAGUGCUGGAGUAACUCAGCGGGGUGAGGGGGAUGAGUAAACUAAGGAGUCACAGAGAGAGUGGUCUCUGCGGAAAGCAGAGAGAGGCGGGGUCGGAAAAAUGGGACUGGGAUUGUUCAGAUGAAAUCUAAUCCAUUUGAUUUUUCUAGAACGUGAAUGUAACCACCUACUCUCAUUGUAGGCCCUUGUACCCACCUGUGCUAAACUGAAGCCUUUGGUGGUGCACUGUACACCAAGUGUUGCAUGAGAAUGGAGGUGGUCUUGGAACUUGCAUCCUUUUGAUCUGAAGGUGAGGCAAGAGCCAUCACAAUGUUGUCGUGUUUCAAGGACAUCUUUCAUGGUGACCCGAAAAACGUGGACGUUUUGUGGGAACAUCUUUACAAAAAGCUAAAUGUCCACAAAGAUGGCCGUGUGGAUGUCGAAGAUCUGAGGGAAGAACUGGAACAAAUUGGAAAGGAUGGCUUAGACGGAAGAGACUUUGGAGCAUUCCGGAAAUAUCUGAAGAGCCGGCAAAAGAAUUUAAAACUUGGCUUCGGGAAAAUCGCCAAUGAGACAACCGGCAAAGUUGGAACAUUGAAAAUUAUUCAACUCAUGGGAAAACUACAUGUCAGUCUUGGUUUCUACCAAGCGAAAAAGAUUAAACGACACUUGGACAACGAUAAAUAUAUGGACAUGGACUGGAACGAAUGGUGGAAAAUCUAUGUAACAGACAAAGAGGAAAAUAUGCUAAAAAUGAUUGAUGUCUGGAGAAAUAAUAGUAUCUUUUCUAUCAACGACGAUAUAACCAACUGUGACGAAUUCUUGGAGAAUCAGGAACCAGAGAAGUGGUGGGGGCAUCUGAUUGCAGGAGGCACAGCUGGAGCUACUUCACGAACUGUCACCGCCCCUUUUGAUCGUCUAAGAGUGCUAAUGCAGGUAUAUUCUACACGAGAGAACAAGAUAAAUAUAUUGAGUGGCUUAAAGCAAAUGAUAGCAGAAGGAGGUUUCACUUCAAUGUGGAGAGGAAAUCUAACUAACAUUAUCAAAAUUUGCCCAGAGCUUGCCAUUAAGUUCAUGGCUUAUGAAGAGCUAAAAGGUAUAAUUGCAGCUGAUCCACAAAAUCUGCUAAUGAAAGAGAGAUUCCUUGCAGGAUCAAUGGCUGGUGCAGUUUCUCAAUCAGCCACCUAUCCCGCUGAGAUGGUGAAAACAAGAAUGAUGUUGCGCAAGACAGGAGAGCAAAGAGAACUCUACGCCAUGGUCAGGAAUAUCUUCAUGUAUGAAGGUGCUUCCACUUUCUUCAGGGGCUACGUUCCAAAUAUCAUGGGAAUCGUUCCAUAUGCUGGCAUUGACCUGGCAGUGUAUGAGACACUGAAGAACUUAUGGAUAGAGAGAUAUGCCACAGGCAGUGACAGGCCCCAUGUGUUACUGGUGGUGGGUAGUGCCUCAGUUUCCAAUAUAGUCGGUCAGCUGGCCAGUUACCCAUUGCUGGUGCUACACACUCACAUGCAGGCAGAAGUGAUUGAAAAGGGAAUGAGAAAACCACGAUUGCGGGAAUACUUCUGGAAUAUUCUGACAAACGAUGGCUUGCCCGGCUUCUAUCGUGGAUUCACUGCCAACAUGAUCAAAGCCAUUCCAUCUGUGUGCAUCAGCUACAUUAUGUAUGAAUACCUCAAGACAACGCUGGGUCUCCGCUCCCAUUAAGGACUUGUGACCUGACACUGCUCCCAAAACAGGACAUGGCGAUUACAUGAAUCCACAUCGAUUUGCUUUUGUGUAAUCAAAGAUCUGUUGGGUCAAAUGACUUUCUGCUUUAAACGCGUAGUCAUCAGUCUUAAGGUGGGUCGCAACCCGAAAAGUCACCUAUCCACGUUCUCCAGCGAUGCUGCCUGGCCUGCUGAGUUACUCCAGCACUUCGUGCCUCUUUUUAGCCAACAAUACCAUCUGCUGCCACAAGGUGGCUUCAAAAGAUUUUAACUUGAGAGUCUGUGUCACAUCGUAAAUAUUUAUUUUAUAAGUUGGGGGAUGACGAGAGAUUUGAGGGUCAUUUUGAACUCGUAAGAUCUGAGUUAACUGGGGAUUAAAUUAAAUCUACUUUAACUCCUGAGCUGCAGGUGAAUAUCAUUGGCUCACUGCCCAGCUAGACAGUGUGUGAAUGGGAAGUUGGAUGUGUUGGUGGAGGGAUCGGGUGUGAAAUGUCCGCAGCAGAGGAAUGUGGCACGUGCUGUGCAAGGAACAGCCCUCUUGCUUCUCCCAGCUGCACCAAGCACAGUUUAAUAGGUGCGCUGGUGUAGACGUUCUAUUCUGUUGGUUUAAGAGGCAGCGAUGUCAGGACGGUGUGAUGCUGCAUAAUGAGAAAUAUUAAAGUCAAGGUCGGCGUGGACUCAGUGGGACAAAGGGCCUGCUUCCACACUGUAUCUCAAAACUACUGUCUGACCUCUCACAGGAUUAAAUGAUCCUGUAGCACUAUCUUGAAAUGCAGUGGAAAAUUCAAAGGCAAAUAUGCCCAUGAAGCAGAAAUAAUUAAUGUCAAUAAUAAUCCUAUUUUUCAGAGCUUGCUGUGCCCAAACCUGACGGGUGCACCAUCUACACUGAGAAGUACUUAAUUGGCUACAAAGCAUUGUUGGACAACCUGUGACAAUGAAAGGUGCUACAUAUAUAACACAUGUGCUACAUAUAUAACACACGUAGCAAGCAGACUGAUUGGGCAACUUCCAUUGGAAAUAGAUCUGAAAUGUUCCAUGAGGAAGCUUACCAAAGAAAAUAUGUGGGCAUCACUGCUCAGGUGAGUGUGCUUUAUUUUGUUGCUGUGAGGAAGUUGGAGUUUGAUACAACUCCAGCCACUUUGAAGAGAAGAACUAACCAUACCGCUGGAACCAGGCCAGGUAAGGGUCUCGGCCUUUUGGAGCACAACAGUUUGUUGAUCACCUUUAUUUUAUUUCCAGUUUUUCUUUGCACGCUGCAUGUUAGAACAGCUUGCUUAAUAGUCAGAUUUACACUGGCAAGUGAGAUUUCUAGUGGACAUCCUCCCCCCCCCCCCCCCCACAUUCCCCAAAACACUUAAAACUCCCCCUCAGAGCUUGCUGAGAAAUUCAACUAUUUUUCUUUUAAAAUUGGAUGUUGCUCCUUGUGUCCUUAUUGACCAAGUUGAGCCAUUGAAAUUAAAACUACAAAUGGGGGUGGGAGAACAGGUUUUCACACACGCGGGAACACACGCACAUACACCACUUUGAGUUCAAGCUGAUGGCAUCUGGUUACACAUGGUGGCCUCCACCAGACUGAAUCAUCUUGAUGAUUCUGUACGUCUUCAGGCUUUAAUUUGCAUCGGGCCGAUAUCUUUCUGGUAGCGGCAGUGUAGAUUGUUUGUAGUAAACGUUCUUGUUGUACAGCUUCCCCUGACUGCAAUAGCCACUGAAUAUUGCUGCUAGGCUUUAGCCCCAGUCUGUCACUUGUGGUAAAAGAUUGGUGGGGAUCACAGGCUGGCCCUGCUGUCAGAGUUCUGUGAUUUCCAAUGGGAUGUCCCUCACCCUUUCUUUCAUCUUGUGCAAUGGGGUGGACUUUGCAGACUCAGUCCUGGUGUUUCUGUCUGUGUAGCUCCCACACUCUGUGUUCAGAGUCUCCAGGGAUCGGACCAAGACUUUCUGGUCGUCCUCCGGCAAGCUGUUGAGGUCGGAGGCCAGCAAUGUGCCGGUGCUGCCGUGGACCAUGUGGAUUCCAUCCGGACCUUUCAACUCCACCGGGUGGCGAUGCUUGAAGCGCAGGGUCCCUCGGCUGGGGGGCUUCUCGUCCUCGUCCUCCAUGUCGCUGGGGAUCAGCUGGAAGAAGGGUUCUCAUGAUGAUACCAGUAAUCUUGUUAGGUAUGGUCAACAGAUGAAGAAAAUUGUCAGACUGGGAUCCACAAUGGUGCCAGGACCCUUGAGUUCUCCAGACCAGCCAUUGCAAGCCGGAGAUUCCACUGGACUGAAGGACGUGAGGCUCGUAUCAGUGAAGAAUUGACGAACAGAGGGCUGAGAGACUUACAGCUUAUUUAAUCUAUUAAUCAUUUAACUGUUUUUCGUUAUACUCUAAUACACAUGGUUUCUUCGUAA